AUAAGUAAAUAUUUUCUUUUUUUAAAAAAAGGAAAUAUUCUUGAAUGCAUUUUUCUGGAAGCCUCCUCCUGGUACCUCAGAAUUCUGCUUCCUGGAAUCUCUGGCAGGUAGAAAUGACCAUAAAAGUUUGAUUCUACUCAAGACUUUUUUGGUCAUGGACUAUGACAAGCCACAUUGCUGAUUGCAGACCCUCAACAUUUUAGAAUAAAAUAUAUAACUAAAAAGAUUUAUGACAGGGUGUGUCUCUCCCUCUGUCUUCUGUUCAGAAAAUUUACCCAUUCUCAACAGCCUUGCUUUCCCUCUGCAAUCUGGGCAUUGCUUCCGUCAGUGGUGUCUUCACAUGGAAUUGGGGAAUUGGCAGCUUUUUUUCCCCUUUCUUCAGAGAUUUAAAGUAAAUGACACCUUAGAUCAGAUAGAUGAGCAUCAUCCUUCCUCCUCCCUUCCUUUUUGGAUAGAUUUCAUCUUCAUCUCUCUUGCCCUUCUCUCUCUCAGUCUUUCAAGGUUGCUGAGAGCUCAGAGGGAAUGGGAUUGAUUUCACAUGAGACCUUACUAUUUAGGGUCAUCCUGAACCCAUGCGAAGCAUUUUCUUUGCAGCAGGACAGAGUGCCUGGAUUUCUUCUUCUUAUUGUUAUUUUAUUAUUAUUCAUCUUUACCUGAAUGCAGAGGCUCAUUCUGGUGAACACGUGCCCUAUUGGGAGUUGGUCUUGCUGGACUUCUUUGAUGGCUGGACCCCUGGCUUUUUCUCUCAAGGUUAUAAGAGCCGGGCUUCUGGGUCAGAUGAUGCUUUCUCUGUGGAGGCACAAUCACUCUCUUCUUUUCUGGCUCAGUGUUGAGGCCUCCCGUGCUCAGCCGUAGAGGUCAAUGCUACAGAGCUGACUGAGGCAGGAGGCAAGGCUGAGCCUAGGAUCAGAGGGCUCUUGUUCCAGGGCCAGCAGCUCUGCAGGAAUGAGACCAGGCACCAUUGUGUGAGGAUCCUAGGGGAUGUGGAGGAAGGAAAGGUGUGAUCUCAGACCCACCCACAGGGUCCACCUGUGCCCCAUGGGCUCCCCCUGCCUAUACUGCCAUUGACGUCUGAAAGCACAGCUUGUAAUCCCAUAAGGAUUGGGCUUCUGAAUCCUGCCUGGGGGGCCAAGCAGUGGUUUGCUCCCAAGCCCUCUUUCAGCCUCACUGCUUAGGGCAACAUGGUGUAAGCAAACACCAUGAUCCAGGCAAGCCAGACCUUCCUGGAGCCUCCUUCGUUCUGGCUUAUCUCCAAGUGUGUGAUCCCACCAUGCCCUCCGCCAGGGGCCUGUCCACAUCCGUUUCCGUCUUUGGGAGCUCUGGCUAUCCUUUAAAGCCUAUGCAGACACCUCUCCUCCUCCUACCCCCGCUAAGGACACGUAGCUUGCGUCCUACAUGUUUGAGUUACAUUUGCCCCAGUCACCCCCUCCGUGGUGAGGGUAGGGCUCAGAGCUCUCCUCACACCAAGAGUGAGCCCCAGUCAUUGCUGGCUGGGGGAGGACAAAGGCAGCCAGAUAAAGGCAGCUCCUGCAAGGACGGAGAGGCCACAGGCCGGCAUCUUCACAAACUGUGGAUGUACUGUGUCUUCCAGUAGUCAAAAUAAAGAAUAUAUUUGGCCAUUUUCAGACUAUUUAAUACAGAACAGUUUACACACAGAAGAGGAGUGAGGAGGAGAAUGAAUCCCUGCAGCCCUACCCCUGUUUCCACGGUUAUGGGUGUUUGCCAGCACAGGGCUGCCCAGCACUGGUGAUGGGGUCACUGUUGGCUGGCAUCUGUCGGGCAUCCCCGGGGAAGCUGCGCCGGUGCUGUGGCCACUGAGGUCCUCAUAGGGGUUCUGGCCACUCACAUUUCCGAGGUUCUUCAUUUCCCACCUCAGAUCACUGUUUUCAAACUCAGUUUUCAGCAACAGGGCCUUUCUUCAAACUCAUCUUAUCUCCACCCCUAAUGCUCAAAACAGAUAAAGUAGUAUUAGCACAAAUCCAUUACAAGAGUUUACUUUUAUACUAUGUACUUAUAAAAUCAAUUUGCCUAUGGGAAAGAAGCGUAAAACUACCAUCAUGGGUAUUAAGAUUUGGAUUUUGAUAACAUUUAUGUGUUACAAUUUCAUGUAGCUCAAUAUUCUGUUUGGAUGAAAAACAUUCAGAAAUCACUGAGUCACAAAUCACUGAGUCACAGUGCUGAUGAGCGCUUUGACGCCACAUUCCACACUAACGUGUUGGUGAAUUCUUCUGGGCAUUGCCAGUACCUGCCUCCAGGCAUAUUCAAGAGUUCCUGCUACAUCGAUGUACGCUGGUUUCCCUUUGAUGUGCAGCACUGCAAACUGAAGUUUGGGUCCUGGUCUUACGGAGGCUGGUCCUUGGAUCUGCAGAUGCAGGAGGCAGAUAUCAGUGGCUAUAUCCCCAAUGGAGAAUGGGACCUAGUGGGAAUCCCCGGCAAGAGGAGUGAAAGGUUCUAUGAGUGCUGCAAAGAGCCCUACCCCGAUGUCACCUUCACAGUGACCAUGCGCCGCAGGACACUCUACUAUGGCCUCAACCUGCUGAUCCCCUGUGUGCUCAUCUCCGCCCUCGCCCUGCUGGUGUUCCUGCUUCCUGCAGAUUCCGGGGAGAAGAUUUCCCUGGGGAUAACAGUCUUACUCUCUCUUACCGUCUUCAUGCUGCUCGUGGCUGAGAUCAUGCCCGCAACAUCCGAUUCGGUACCAUUGAUAGCCCAGUACUUCGCCAGCACCAUGAUCAUCGUGGGCCUCUCGGUGGUGGUGACAGUGAUCGUGCUGCAGUACCACCACCACGACCCCGACGGGGGCAAGAUGCCCAAGUGGACCAGAGUCAUCCUUCUGAACUGGUGCGCGUGGUUCCUGCGAAUGAAGAGGCCCGGGGAGGACAAGGUGCGCCCGGCCUGCCAGCACAAGCAGCGGCGCUGCAGCCUGGCCAGUGUGGAGAUGAGCGCCGUGGCGCCGCCGCCCGCCAGCAACGGGAACCUGCUGUACAUCGGCUUCCGCGGCCUGGACGGCGUGCACUGUGUCCCGACCCCCGACUCUGGGGUAGUGUGUGGCCGCAUGGCCUGCUCCCCCACGCACGAUGAGCACCUCCUGCACGGCGGGCAACCCCCCGAGGGGGACCCGGACUUGGCCAAGAUCCUGGAGGAGGUCCGCUACAUUGCCAACCGCUUCCGCUGCCAGGACGAAAGCGAGGCGGUCUGCAGCGAGUGGAAGUUCGCCGCCUGUGUGGUGGACCGCCUGUGCCUCAUGGCCUUCUCGGUCUUCACCAUCAUCUGCACCAUCGGCAUCCUGAUGUCGGCUCCCAACUUCGUGGAGGCCGUGUCCAAAGACUUUGCGUAACCACGCCUGGUUCUGUACAUGUGGAAAACUCACAGAUGGGCAAGGCCUUUGGCUUGGCGAGAUUUGGGGGUGCUAAUCCAGGACAGCAUUACACGCCACAACUCCAGUGUUCCCUUCUGGCUGUCAGUCGUGUUGCUUACGGUUUCUUUGUUACUUUAGGUAGUAGAAUCUCAGCACUUUGUUUCAUAUUCUCAGAUGGGCUGAUAGAUAUCCUUGGCACAUCCGUACCAUCGGUCAGCAGGGCCACUGAGUAGUCAUUUUGCCCAUUAGCCCACUGCCUGGAAAGCCCUUCGGAGAGCUCCCCAUGGCUCCUCACCACCGAGACAGUUGGUUUUGCAUGUCUGCAUGAAGGUCUACCUGAAAAUUCAACAUUUGCUUUUUGCUUGUGUACAAACCCAGAUUGAAGCUAAAAUAAACCAGACUCACUAAAUCCUUUCCAAUAAUUGACUGGUGGAAGGAAAACAAAAAACAAAAACUAAAAACCUCUUAGCUUUUCUGCAAUUCAACUUUUUAUUUUUAUUUUUAUUUCUAUCAAAGACGGUAGAGAGAAACAGCUUGAUGCUGUUUCUACAUUAAAAAAAAAAAAAAAGACAGACUGUUGGUCUUACUAAGGAUGUUUUUACCAGCCUGCCUGACUUCUGCAAACCUACCCUGUCAAGGAGAUCAAAGGGACGCAGGUUUCUGUUUAUUCUGAACAAGGGCCAGGCCCCGCGGAGUGUCUUUGGUGGAUCCCAGAUAACUCCUAGGUGCUGCUCUCAGACACUGAGGAGUUGAGCAAAUCUGUUCUAUUCUGCAGAACCCACAGGACAAAUAAGAGUUCUACUAGAAUUAACAGCCCAAAAGAAUAGCUACAGCUAAGUGAAGCCACUUACGUGGGCUUUAAAAAAAUAAUGUGUUAGCUGAUUCACAUGCACUGGAGUUAAUUAGUCUUAGAAAUGUGUGCAUCCAUACAAAUGCACAACAUAAAGUGAACAUAUUCCUAGGCCCUUUCUGCCUGUGUCAGGGCCAGGAAGUAGAGGCUGGGAACUCUUCUGGUCCCCAGUAUGGCAGGCGCCAGGGAGGGGAUGGUGUGGCCCAUCCCUUCUCUGGAUACCUGGCCAGUGGCAGGCAGCAGGGAGGAGCUGGCCGACCCUCAGUGACUGACAAGCCAGCAAUUCUGAGUUCUGGCCUUUGGGAGUCUGCCUGCUCCAAGCCAGUCCACCCCAGCUGCAGCCCCAAAAGCUGGCUCAAAGUCCUUGGGUGGAUUCACUGGAGAUGGGCAACUUAAAACAAGAGAAACUUUAAUUUUUAAACCUAAGUGAUGAUACAGCUCUUCCCUUAGAUUAUCGCCCAGGCUGGAGUGCAGUGGCAUGAUCUCAGCUCACUGCAAGCUCCACCUCCUGGGUUCAUGCCAUUCUCCUGCCUCAGCCUCCCCCCGAGUAACUGGGAAUACAGGCGCCCGCCACCAUGCCUGGCUAAUUUUUUGUAUUUUUAGUAGAGAUAGGGUUUCAUCAUGUUAGCCAGGAUGGUCUCAUUCUUAUUCUUUAAUGAGAUCAGAGGGUAAUUCACCAAGAAAGACCUCUCCUGUUCCAUUGUGUCAUCCAACAACUGCUCAGAGCUCAAAAUUAUAGAAGGCUUCUGAGCCCCUAGAGAUUUUUAAUUUGCUUCUAAUCCCUGAGGUGGGAACAUCAUGAGGGAAGAUUUGAUUUUCAGAGUUAAAUAAAUUGUAUGUGCUUUUCCAGCCAUCUGGCUCACUCAUUUCUGGGUAAUGCACAUGACUUUGUUUGCACUGGAGGAAGAUGGAAGCUUGCGUGUGUGCGGUGUGUGUGUGUGUGUAAGUGUGAGGUACCUUGUGUGUGACAAGAGACCUCACUUACGAGAAAGUUGGUGGAUCAGGACAUUCCAGCCUCAGGCGGCUUGGAGCAGGAUCAUUCCUCAGCAGGCAUUCCUUCCACAUGCUAUGGAUGAACCAUGCACAAGAUUUUCGGUUUUUUUUUUUUUUUCUGUUACAGUGUCUUUAGAAACAAGUAGAAGUGUUUUGAUAUAUAAAAGGAAUGCUUCAUUUCUUAUCAUUAUCCCAAAAUUGAUCCCUCCCACAUUUUUGCUUUAAAAAGAAACCUUUUUGGUUUUGUAUUUUAUACAGGAACACAAAAUGCAAACAAGUUGUGCAUAUUUUGGACUCUCAAAUAACUUCUCUGUCCUUUAAUAAAGUAAUAAUAAGGAAUAGAUGUGCACAUAGUUAGAAAAGUAUGAGUGGUUAAAAACAACAGUCUCCCAUACUGCCUGUUUUCUCUCUCAGAGGGGACCACUAAUGAGCUUCUAAGGGCAUUUCUAGAAAGGAAGAAAAGAAGAUAAGAGGCCAAAGAAGGAGGGACGGGGGUUAUGGAGAGAGACCUUCCCUUUCCAGCACUAACGCUCUGUGAAGGGCGCUGCACCUUGCAUUCUUCAUGUGGUGUUUUGUCUUAGAGGUCGUCCCAUAAUAACAUAUAAAGAUCUACCUCAUUCCUCCUAGUAGCUGCUUAGCAUUCCAUUAUCUCAGCGGACUAUCAUUUAUUUGAAUAGCCUUUUAUUGGUGAACAUAUGGAUACUUCCAGUUUUUAUUUUUAUAUACAAAUCUAUAAUUGGCAUACUUGUACAUACAUCUUGACAUAGUUUUGUGACUAAAACGGUAUAAAUUCCAACUUAGAAAUGGAAUUGCUGGGUUUAAGGCUACAUGUAUUUAAAAUUUUGAUAGCUAUUGCCAGAUUAUCUUCUAGAAACUGAUCGAAGGAUGUAACUCCAUCAAGAGUACAAUAAAAGGCCCAAUUUCUCAGCUUUCUAUAAUAGCACUGGGUAUUUUCAAACUUAAUGUUUUUCCCAAUAUAAUUGGUGAAACAUGAUAUUUACGAAUAUUAUUCUGAUUUUGGUUUAUUUUGUGUAUAAAAUGGGACAUCUUUUAAAAUUUUUUUGUAGUUUUAAUUUUGAUACAUUUAUAUAUUUUACCCAGUUCCUAAUUGGGUUAUUUGGCUUUUUCUUAAUUUGCUCAUGCACUUUGGGACAUUUUUGUCUUAUGUCUUUAAAAUAUUUUUAUCAUUUGUCUUUCGAUGUUAUUUAUUGAUUUCCUUAUUUAUUGGCAUAGAGUUUAAAUUUUUAUGUUGUCAAUUUGUGAGUAUUUUUCUUUGUCGAUCGUGGGAUUUGUUUCCAGUUUUUAAAAGCCUUCCUCAUUCUGAGAUUAUAAAUAGACUUACUCGCAUUUUCUUCUGAAACUUUAUGGUUUUAUUGGUUUACCUUCACAUCUUCAGACUCCCUGGAAUUCAUUUGUUGCAGGACAUGAGGGAAAAAUCCAUACUUUUUCCUCGAAAUGGUGGUCAGCAGUAUCAAUAAAUAUGUAAUAAUGCAUUUCUAAAAUACAGUCAUAGUGUUUUCCCCAGUUGUUCAAAAUGCAGCCUUAUUUGUAAACUAAAUUUCUUUAAGUGUUUGGUUCUGUUUCUGUUCUAUUUAUCUCUAUGAAUGCCUUUCAUUUCUAAAGCAUUAUUCAUACUAAUAUCAGUAUUUUCAAGUCAACACUCCCAUCAACUCUGAAUCUCUCUCUCAUAUGAAUCUUUUUUCAAUUAGAGUCACAAUGAAUUUACAGAUUGAGUCUUCCUAUUCAAAAGCAUGAAAUCUUGUGUUUAAGUCUAAUUUUAUGUAACUUAGUAGUGUUUUAUGAUUUUGUUCACUAAGGUGCUUUGAAUUUAUAGUUUAUUUCUAGAUGUUUUAUCAUUUGGCUAUCAUUUUCAAUAGAAUGAUUUAUUCCACUUUAUUUUCUAUUUUAUCCCAUUGUAUAAGAAAGUAGUUGGUUUUUAUGUAUGAAUGUUAUAAUCAACCACAAAUUGUGAUUCCUACUUGUUUCUAAGGUAUACUUUUGACUUCUCCUUUCCAAUGUGUCUCUUAUUUCUUUCUUGUAUCUAGUUGAUUUGAGAUCAGUGUUGAGUCACAGUGAUUCAGGUGGCAUGCUUAUCUUGUUCGUGACAUCAGUGGGACGUUUUAAUGUCUCAGCGUUUAACUUGUAUGAAGACAUGUAUUUUCCUUGCCAUAAUAAAAAAGUAUCUGUGUGUUCUCAAACUAUUAAGACUCUCUGGGGAAAAUGUAGAUGUUAGAUUUUUGUCAAAGCCUUCUCAGUGUCCAGAGGGAUUAUCAGAAGGUCUUUUCCUUUGCUCUAGUAGUAUGUUUAAUUAUAUUAAUAGAAUACUUAAGACCAAAUCAUUAGUGUAUUCCUGAGAUGUUCUUUACUUAUUAGUAUCAUGACUUUGGUUAUCAAUAUUUAUAAUUAAGAUUCAUCAUUCUACAUCUUGCUUUUAUGUGUUUUUUGUCCAGAUUUAACUUUAUGCUGACUUAAAGGAAGAAAUAUUAUAAAACAAAAACCUCUAUAUUCUACAAUCAUCUAUUGGUUUUGGAUUAUUUUCUGCUUAAGUGUAGAAGAACUAGCUGGGGCUGUCUGGGCCUGCCGUGGUAUAUUUCUGGAUUUUGCUCAUCAGGCAAGUUAGGUCCUCGAGCCCUUCUAGAGUCCAUUUUAAUGACAUUUUUAAAAAUAAAAUUAAUUCCAUCCACUUUUCAACAUA
Homo sapiens (human) is the source of this 7893-nucleotide messenger RNA. It is a transcript of the gene CHRNA7, whose product is annotated as cholinergic receptor nicotinic alpha 7 subunit. The transcript has 7 exons. The record is from RefSeq and is a predicted model, not a curated record. Gene Ontology annotation, molecular function: extracellular ligand-gated monoatomic ion channel activity; acetylcholine-gated monoatomic cation-selective channel activity; transmembrane signaling receptor activity. Gene Ontology annotation, cellular component: presynaptic membrane; postsynaptic specialization membrane; external side of plasma membrane. Bases 2129 to 3334 code for a protein of 401 amino acids. Lineage: Eukaryota; Metazoa; Chordata; Mammalia; Primates; Hominidae. Gene Ontology annotation, biological process: acetylcholine receptor signaling pathway; response to cold; calcium ion transmembrane transport.